GAACGGACCAGCUUUAUCCCGAAACAACUCCUGCCGGCGCACCCGGUAUGUGAAGCGCCAUGGUGAGCUAUGCUGAGCUGCUUCUUUUGGGACUCCCGGUCGCUGGUCGGCCUGAAGCGCCGAAAGAGGCGCCCCCAGCCCCAACGGAGGAUCCUCGCGCCGAUGCCAGGCAGACCGGGGAUGCGAAGCCGAAGCUGGCGCUGUUGGAUGAGGCAACCGAGGCGGCCCUCACAGCUGCAGCCGCCGCUUUAGGCGAAGCCUUGGAGGAAGGAGCCGGCGCCUCGCAGCCCGAGCGGCAGGAGUUGCCGGUGCCGGGCGCCUUUCUCAUCCAGAGGGCCUUUUCUUCGGAGGAAGCCCAGCGCCUGGCGCGUGCGGUGACCCUGGCACAUGGCGGCCGUGCCCCAAGGGUGCGGUGUGGGUCGGCCGAUGCGGGCGUCCUUCCGGGACCAACGGUCCGAGCCCCUGGUUUUGGAGACGUUCCCGCGGUCAGCUCGGAGUCAAGCUUGGUCCGUUUUGAUGAGGUUGAGGUAGAUCAUACGGAUUCAUACGGAAAAGCAUCCCACCCACGGAAAUCAUCCUUUUCAUCCCACACACUUUCCAAACGAGUCCACAUCGAAAGGGACACCGUCCUCGCGCGCUUCGGCCUCCAAUCCCAGUCGUCCGGCUCCGCGCGCGCCUCAGACUGCCGCGGAGCAUCGCCGGGCGUCGCAGCACCAUCGCGCGGUGCAGGUGCCGCUGGACAUCCUCGCGAGGCGUCUACGCCCACUCCUGCCAGCCCACGCUGGGCCGAAGUCUUCGGCGGUGCUGGAGGUCCCCGGGCGGGAGGUGUCCUCCUUCCUCCGGUGCUACCGAUAUUUGCCGGGGGAUCUCAGUCAACCUCACUGGGAUCGCUCCUUUUGCCUUUGCGAAGAGAAGCCCAACGUGCUCUCCAGCUUUUCAGCCUAUUCCUUGUUGCUCUACACCAACGACACCUUUGAGGGCGGCGAGACCACCUUCUUUGAGCCCGACACGGCCCUGCCAGUCUCCAACAAGCGGCUGACGCCACAGUGUGAUCGAAGAAAGCUACGUGAUGCGCUAAAGGUGGUGCCCAAAGCAGGUGAUGCUUUGGUCUUUCCACAUGGACUGCAUCCUGGAUGUCAUCCCAGCCCUUUGCAUGAAGGCUCGGAGGUCUUCUCUGGCGAGAAGCUGCUGAUUCGAACCGACCUCAUGUAUCGCGUGCUUCCGGG
Durusdinium trenchii is the source of this 1226-nucleotide messenger RNA. The record is from the annotation of a GenBank genome assembly. Lineage: Eukaryota; Dinophyceae; Suessiales; Symbiodiniaceae.